AUGUCACAAUCCUACCAAAUCUUCCCCACCGACGCAGCCAAAUCCCACCUCUCCCCAACCUUCCUUAACAACCUCCACCUCAAAACCACCCCCAUCCCAACCCCAGGUCCCAACUCCGUCCUCCUCCGCAUCCGCGCCGUCUCCCUCAACUACCGCGAUCUCCUCAUCGUCGCCAAUUCCCCUCUCUACCCCGUCAGCGCCGUCCCAGGCCUAAUCCCCUGUUGCGACGGAGCCGGCGAGAUCGUCUCCGUCGGCGAGAACAGCAAAUGGGCCUCCAACAUCGGAGCUUCCGUCAUCGUCCAUCCCACACAUAGUUGGAUCGACGGCAACGUAUCGAAUUACGACUUCGCGACCACGAGGGGCAUGGGCGAUAUCCAGGGCUUGUUGGCGCAGUAUGUAGUUAUCGAGGAUGAAUGGAUCGUGCUUGGGCCGAAGAACUUGUCGUUUGAGGAGAUGGCUAGUUUGCCAUGUGCGGGUGCUACGGCGGUUAAUGUGUUGAGUAGCGUUAAUGUCGAGAAGGGUACGACUGUGGUAACACAGGGGACCGGUGGGGUCAGUUGUUUUGUUAUCCAGUUCGCAUCCGCACUCGGCGCAACCGUCAUCUCCACGUCUUCCUCAGCUGCCAAACUCGCCAUCGCCCAAAAGCUCGGCGCCACCCACCUGAUAAACUACAACACCUCCCCUUCCUGGUCCGAAGACAUCCUGCGUCUGACCGACAACCGCGGCGUUGAUCUCGUCGCUGACGUAGGCGGCUCCGGCACCAUCGGCGAGACCAUCAAGAGCUUACGUCAGGGCGGCACGGCGUGCUGUAUUGGCUUUCUGGCGCCCCCGAAGGAAGUGGAUGUUGUUUUUGAUUUGAUGUUUAAGGCGCGGACGUUGAAGGGUGUGAUUUGCUUUAGUCGGAAGAUGGUGGAGGAUAUGGUGGUGCUUGUUGAGGAACAUGAUAUUCAUCCGCCGAUUGAGGUGUACGAGUGGGAGGAUGCGAAGAAGGCUUUUGAGAUUUAUAGGGAUCAGAAGGUUGUGGGAAAGGUUGUUAUCAAGGUUUAG
Molecule: messenger RNA, 1047 nt
Organism: Glarea lozoyensis ATCC 20868
Lineage: Eukaryota; Fungi; Ascomycota; Leotiomycetes; Helotiales; Helotiaceae
Product: NAD(P)-binding Rossmann-fold containing protein
Exons: 3
Coding region: 1-1047 (348 amino acids)
Molecular function (GO): oxidoreductase activity
Source: RefSeq, a predicted model, not a curated record